AUUCGUACUCCCCAUGACAUUGACAGAAACAGGUUUGCCGGCAGAGGGCGCUUCGCGGAUGACACAAGAGCUUCCGCUUUGUGCUGUGCAACUCUCUUUCUAUUCGAUCCGAGGAAACAACCAGCAGCAUGAGUUCCCUCAAGCUUCAGAAGAGGCUGGCAGCCUCGGUUAUGCGAUGCGGCAAGAAGAAGGUGUGGUUGGAUCCUAAUGAAAUCAACGAGAUUGGAAACACCAACUCGCGACAAAACAUUCGCAAACUGAUCAAGGAUGGUCUGAUCAUCAAGAAGCCGGUGGUGGUCCACUCGCGUUACCGUGUGCGCAAAAACACGAUCGCUCGCCGCAAGGGUCGCCACUGCGGUUAUGGUAAGCGAAAGGGUACGGCCAAUGCCCGUAUGCCCCAGAAGCUGCUCUGGAUGAACCGUAUGCGUGUGCUGCGUCGUCUGCUGAAGAAGUACCGUGAGGCGAAGAAAAUCGACCGUCACCUGUACCACGACCUGUACAUGCGUGCGAAGGGUAACGUGUUCAAGAACAAGCGUAUCCUGAUCGAGCACAUCCACAAGAGGAAGGCGGAGAAGGCCCGCUCCAAGAUGCUGAGCGAUCAGGCCGAAGCCAAGCGUACCAAGGUUCGUGAGGCCCGUCGUCGUCGCGAGGAACGUAUUGCCACCAAGCGCCAGGAGCUUCUGCAGACGAUCGCUAAGGAAGAGGAGACCGCGCAGCAUGUUGCCGCUACUGGAAAGAAAUAAAUCAUCCUUCCUCGCUCAGUAUAAGGCAUCUCGAGGAUUGUGAAAAUGUGAA
Molecule: messenger RNA, 795 nt
Organism: Anopheles gambiae (African malaria mosquito)
Lineage: Eukaryota; Metazoa; Arthropoda; Insecta; Diptera; Culicidae
Gene: RpL19
Product: large ribosomal subunit protein eL19
Exons: 3
Coding region: 129-743 (204 amino acids)
Biological process (GO): translation
Cellular component (GO): ribosome; cytosolic large ribosomal subunit
Molecular function (GO): RNA binding; structural constituent of ribosome
Source: RefSeq, a predicted model, not a curated record